Messenger RNA from Macroventuria anomochaeta, 1245 nucleotides. Its product is annotated as Metallo-dependent hydrolase. The coding region runs from base 180 to 1238 and encodes 352 amino acids. Gene Ontology annotation, molecular function: adenosine deaminase activity. The transcript has 5 exons. Lineage: Eukaryota; Fungi; Ascomycota; Dothideomycetes; Pleosporales; Didymellaceae. The record is from RefSeq and is a predicted model, not a curated record. Gene Ontology annotation, biological process: adenosine catabolic process; inosine biosynthetic process.
CAACCGCGCCCCUGAUUUGCCCGUGUCCACUCGCACCCUUGCAAGCGCCAUGUUCUUCCCUGGACGGAGCCGCUGCUAUCCCCAAAAGCGCCUCACCACCAGGCGCCGCUCCGAAGUCUAUUGUUUUCGAUUUGCACUUCGAGAAACGUCAACAGCGCCACCAAUACUCAAUUGUCAACAUGUCCGCUGCUGCAACGUCUGUCGAUGAACGUUUUGCCCGCUGCCUACCAAAGAUCGAAUUGCACGCACACCUGACUGGCAGCAUCAGCCGCGAGUGUCUGCACGACAUCUGGGAAACCCAAAAGGGCCAAGCUCCUGCGUUCGACGUCGAAGACCCUCUUAUUGCUAUCCCUUCUGACAAGGUCGACUACGACCUCGAGACUUUCUUUCCCUUGUUCUCAUCGUACAUCUACAAGCUGUGCAGCGAUCUCCCGAGCAUAGAAUACUCGACAAGGGCAGUGUUGCAAGACUUUCAAGUAGAUGGCGUGGUCUACCUAGAAUUGCGGACCACGCCUCGAGCCAUACGCGAGAAUGGCAUCACCAAAGAUGACUACGUCAGGACCGUUUUGAACAUCCUAAGUGCAUGGAAUAGCAAUGCCGCCAACACCUUACGGGCCUACCUAAUCCUGUCUGUUGACCGCCGCAACACCAUCGCCCAAGCCGAAGAAGUUGUCGACCUGUGCAUCAAGUACCAGUCAGCAGGCGUCGUAGGCAUUGAUCUCUGCGGUGACCCAGCCAAGGGCGAUGUUCGCAUCUUCACAGACACAUUUGCCAGAGCGAAAGCUGCAGGCUUGAACAUGACCCUGCACUUCGCCGAAGCAAAGGUAUCUGCGUCUGACAUGGAGUUGGAGACGCUGCUGUCAUGGAUGCCAAAUCGUUUAGGCCAUGUCAUCCACGUGAAAGAGGAGUACUGCAAAAUCAUCGAGCAAGAAAACAUUGGUGUUGAGCUGUGUCUGAGCUGCAAUGUCCACGCUAGGAUGAUCACCGGGACCUACAGCGACCACCACUUUGGCACGUGGAGACACACGAACGUUCCAGUGGCUCUCUCUACUGAUGAUGUCGGCGUCUUCUGUAGCCCUCUGUCAAAUGAAUACGAGCUCGCUGCGCAACACUUCGACCUCAGUCGUACUGAAAUACGAAAGCUCUGCGUGAGUGCUAUUGAAUCGAUAUUCACUGGUGAGGACGAGAAGACUCGUCUCCGGUCGAUCUACGCAGAGUGGGACGGCUGGACAGCUUAGAGCUUGC